CUAGUAUUCAUUGGUACAUUUUUUUUUUUUGCGUAUUACAAAAUCAAGAGAGAUGGAACUAGUAUUCAUUGGGUACAUAUUUUGCAUGUUAGAUGGAACUAGUAUUGGAAAAAAUGGAUCCAAUCGAUAUCCCAAAAGGAAACAGAAUCAAGAGAGGGAAGGAGAAAUCCAUAAUUACGUCAUUUUCCAGAGCCAAAAUUGCACACCAGACAGUUGAUAGACCUCUGAUUACACUGAGCAAGAAAGGAACCUGGUCAAAAUCGUCAAUGAAAUCAGCUAAAUACAUUUAAUCAAAACAAAAAUUCAACCAGCAUUGGUGACACACAUCAUUAUAGAUAGGAAAAAGCAACCUCGUCACGUAGAACAUAAGCUAAUGCAGCAAGGACAUGUGGAAUGAUGAGAUAAUUAAGAAUUCCAAGGAAGAUUCUCCAAAUGUUAUCAAAACAAUUGGCAAUCACAAACCAACAAGGUAACAGUAAACAACAAUGGAAUAGUCCCAUCAAAAAGAAGGGGGGAAAAACUGAGAUUGCAAAACAUCUGUAUAACCAACAUCCAAACGAGUGAUUUCCCUAUCAUAAAUCCGCACAAGAAAGAAAGAAUGAAGGAGAACAAAAUCUUCACAAGGCUUGAACCUAAUCAUCAAAUUUGGACAAAUAGAAUCACUACCAUGAAUCAGAAGCAGGAUAGGCGAGGUUUCAAAAGUUUCCAUCAGCUUAAGACAGAAAUGAGCACCAGGUUUAUGAGACAGAACUUCAGCUAAUACAAUUAGUGCAGAGAAAUUACAAGGGAUUGCAAAAACCAGUCAGCUAAUCUCUGAAGAAAGCCUAACAUGUAGAAGAUGAGUACGAGUACAAUCCAUCUUCUUCUUCAGGGCAAACGACAUGAACCUAGAGCCAUGGAAUCCAAUCCAGGACUCCGCCAUUCACGAACAGCAACAAAAAUUUCAGAUACAAUCAUUCUAACAAUCUGUACGCAAGAUGCUACAUCACGAAAUCCAAAAAACACAGAUUCAAAGAGUGCUGUUUGGCACGGGAGAAAGUGGGAGAAAGUAUUCGCAAGCAAACUCUGCCGGCGAUUAGGCUUAAAACAUCAAUUCACUACUACAUACACAUAUCUCCGCACAAAUUCUCCAUUCCGUCCUCUCUCGAGAAGAAAACGAGAGCGGAAAGAAGCGAAAACAGGAAGAGGAGGAGGAGGAGAAAAUCGUACCGUCCCAAAUGCUCUUCUUCUCUGCGCUUUCCUUCGUUUCUUCCUCCUUUCCGCGCGACAGUUUUCUCGAUCCAAUUAUGCCCCGGAAAAAUUUCCCCUUUUUUCCACAUCGAGUCUCUUUUCUCCUUUUUCCAAAACUACCCUCCCACGCGAUGCAUCAUUCUGCAGUCCCCCCUGCUUGAGCAGGAUAUCCACGUAGACAAAAGUGUCCGAGUCAAGGGGACCUUCCACGUGGCUGGGGGCAAUAUCGGGAAUUCAUCCGUUCAGCAGGAGGGGAGAAAACAGAAUAGAAGGAAUUCUAUUUGUUGGAGGGGAGGGGAGACUGUUGCGAGAGGUCUUCGGCUUUGGAAAGACAAAAGCUCUCUCGAAUUGCAGAGCUAAAACCAAAUUGACUCCGCCGCGAUCGCCACCUUGUUACUCGGCUAUCAUUAGUUAGAUUCCUUGCUUGUCAGUUUCUGAACCGAAUUUAUUGUAAUUGGACGAUGAUUGAGAGAUUUGUUUAUACUGGUUUUUUCGUCCGUUUGCUUGCUUGCUUGAUCUGGGGGUUCUCUGCUGUUUCGUUUACAUUUUCACCAUUGAGAGGCUGCUGAGGGGUUUAGAGCUCCACUAUUUUGGGGUCCAAUCGGCUCUGCAAACCCAAAAUUUGAACAGUGAUUCAGAAAUGGAAUGGCUUUGGGACUGUGAUUUGUUGCUGCUUGGAUGCAUGCAGUGGUGUCUGUAGAGGGUUGCCAGGGAGAAAUGGCUUUGUUAUCAGACUCUUGGGUAGUUGAAGAAUCUCAUUUUGAAUACGUGCUGCCUGUGUUGUGUGCUGAUGUUCUACAAUAGUUUGGCAGACUUGUUUUUUUUUUUCUUGGCUUUGUCGUGCAUUGAACCAUGCUUGUUGAUACAAGCUUGGCUUGGGUGAUAUUUGGCUUGGCUGCUUGGAAGUAGGAAGUAGAGUAACUUCAUAUGUCUGUCAUCUCAUGUUUAAUUAUAUUCCCAACCCUUUCAGGAUUGUCCAUUCAAUGGUGUGGCGGGUAUCAAGUUAGGAUUAUGAGACCUUGUUUCUUUUAAUCCUAUAGGCGAGAAGGGACAAGUGAUACAUCAAUUGCUCAACGCAGACAUGUUCUCCUUGUUCUAUGGCCUUUUUAAGUAUAUGUUCAGUAAGACGGAGUUUCAUGUGCUCGUUCUUGGGAUCGACAAGGCAGGGAAGACGACCUUGCUAGAAAGGUUGAAGACAGUGUACUCGAAUUCUGAAGGCCUCCCCCAUGACAGAAUUGUUCCAACUGUUGGACUCAAUAUUGGACGUCUUGAAGUGUCGAAUUCCAAGCUUGUGUUCUGGGACCUGGGCGGGCAGAUUGGACUUCGCUCAAUUUGGGAGAAAUAUUAUGAAGAAGCACAUGCUGUAGUGUAUGUAAUUGAUGCUGCUUGCCCUUCUCGUUUUGAAGAUGCAAAAUCUGCUUUGGAGAAAGUACUUAGGCAUGAUGACCUGCGAGGCGCCCCUCUUUUGGUGUUGGCAAACAAGCAGGACCUUCCAGACGCUGUAACAGCUGAAGAACUGGGUAGAUAUCUAGACCUGAAGAAGUUGGACGAAAGGGUUUACAUGUUCGAAGCUGUUUCAGCAUAUGAUGGGUUGGGUAUCAAAGGAAGUCUAGAAUGGCUAGUUGAGGCAAUGGAACGGAGCAAGCGAACUGAAACAUUGAGACUGCGUGCAGGGAUGGCUGGUCCUGGUGUCUAGCAACACAAUCUAUUUUGGAAUCAAGAUGAGGAACCUUUCACCACCUGGCUUUUCAGUAGAUUCUGUAAAUAUGCUAGAGGGUUACACAGCAUCCUACUUGCGCGACUAGUGUACUAAUUUUGCCAUAGGAUGCAUAUUCUUUCGCACUCCACUUCUCUACUGCAGAGAAGCAAGUUAGUAGUAUGGGAGUGAACAUGAUUACACAAUCCACUGGGAAAACUUAUGUGUAAUGAUAACUGGUUCAUGAUGUAGGCU
Molecule: messenger RNA, 3181 nt
Organism: Linum trigynum
Lineage: Eukaryota; Viridiplantae; Streptophyta; Magnoliopsida; Malpighiales; Linaceae
Source: the annotation of a GenBank genome assembly